AUGGAUUGUACAGGGGAAGCCCCUCAAGGGGGGGCGAUCGAUACGCAUACGGAGAGAGAUGAUUCAGCGAUCAUUCCGUUAAGCAAUACCAGGUUGACUUGGGGAGUGGAACUGGAGUUUGUUUUUGCUUUCCAUGAAAGCCAGCUUGAGUUGAGCCCCGUAGUUCUUCUCGAUGGAGUCUCGCAUCCAAGUACACCCCAGAAAAAUCUUCCAUACAAGUUCAGAAGGGAUACCAAUGGGUUCAAGAACGAAAUCCCCAGGGUCGCGCUACCGAACCGAGUCUACAAUAGCUGGGGGGUAUACAAUGAACACAGACAUAGUAACAAGAAGACCAUACCUUACCAAUGGCAGGUACACAACAUCCUGGAUAAAGUGCUGGAUGAAAAAUGCUCGACAAUCAAUCACCACAUCGAGAUGGCCCAUUCAAUUGACGAGAAAGAGGAGAUCAUGUAUAACGAAUGGCUUAUAAUGCGUGACCACAGCGUCUGCGGGGUUGGCUCACAAAAUAUCCCAACAUGGCUUCCUCGAGUGCAGUCAACGACAAAUUGGGACUCGUAUGGACUCGAGCUUGUCUCUCCGAUCUUCGGUACUGAUUCAAAUCAAGGAUUCAACGAAAUUGCUCAGAUUUUGGAAGCCACGAAAGGGACAUCCUCCGAGCUGACAGGAGCUUUUAUAACGAAUCAAUGUGGACUUCACGUCCACAUCCAAGCACCCACUGACCUCCAGGUCCUCAAGGAGCUAGCAGUUCUUGCCAUCGUCUACGAAUCCGAAAUCUCCAAACUCCAUCCACAUUGCCGCCGUCCUGAACAUCUCAAUGCUCGUUAUAACAUCGAGAGCAACCGGCUUCGAUUCCUCCAUAAAGACAAAGAACGUAGGGCUCGACACACAUAUGGCGAUCUCGACGUUUCCAACACAGCGCUUGCCAGACAGCCGGAUGAUUUCCUCGACACGGUUAGGGAGCAAAUCAAUAAUUGCUCGGAUGCCAAGGAAUUGGCACUUCUGAUGAAUUGGCCGAACCAUGGCUUGGGCCAUGAACUUGGGAAUAGAAGCCGGCAAGUGAACUUCACAGCCGCUGCGCGUCCCAAGACUGCUCCAUAUACGAUUGAAUUUCGCCAAGCUCGCGGCGCCUUGAAUGCCACAGGUGUGAGGAAAUGGGUCGAGUUUUGCAUUGGUUUGGUUCGAGUAGCGCAAUUUUAUGUUGAUAAUCCGGGGAGGUUCCCGAUGAAAAGUUUCAAGAGUUUUUUGGUUGAUGGAGAUGAAGAGUCGGUAACUGAGAGGUUUUAUAUCUUGGAUUUAAUGUGGGACAUGGGGAUGAGUGAGGAGGAUAAGAGCUAUUGGAGGACGAGGAUGGCGAGAUUUGCGGGGAAAGGGGGACGGCUGGAUAGGUUGGAUAACGAGAAGGAGCCGGAAGAGGGACAGGAGGGGCAGGGUAUUUCUGGAGACGGUGGCGGCAGUGAUUCUGAUGAUCCAGGGGAAGGCCCAUCUGGUGGUGAUGGCCAGGGAGAUAAUUCUGGAAGUGGUUCCCAGGGCGGAAGUGAUUCUAGAGGGAACAACUCAGAGGGAAACAACGGUGGCAGCAGUGGAGGGAGCGGUGCCCAAUCACCGCCCCCUCCCAAUUGGCGUAUGAAACCGUCCCCCAAGACAGGUGACAAAAGACCAACUGGAGAUGACGAAGAGAACGACGAAGACCAGCAGGGGCCUGGCUCCAAGAAACAGAACAUGAAUGGAGGUGGACGAUCUGACAGUAAGGGAAACAGUUCAAGAAUUGACCAAUCUGGCGGUGACUCAACCAGAGGUGACAAGUCAGAGAGAAGCCAUGUCGGAGGAAAUAAACAUUCUCCUAAGACUGGUGACAAAAGACCAGCGGGUGGUGACGAUGAUGAUGAAGGCCACGAUGGCCAACAGAAACUUGACUCCAAGAGACAGAGGAAGGAGAGUCUGAAGGAAGGCGGAGAGGACGAAGAUAAAUCGGGAGCGAACCACUGGCUUCCAUUACCCCAAACUAACCUUGCGAGAAUGGCAACGACUCUUGCAGUUGUUCUAGGCUAUUUUGCGCCAUUCAUGGCCGCUUUAUUUGUAUCUGCAGCUCCGGCCGCCCCAACACUUCCCGAAGCACCUCUCGAUGGUGAAGCGCCACCUUCUGCCUCAGCACCCGUAAUUCCACCCGACUUUGGGAGACCUACGGAGGGAAUGAUAGCCCCGAUUGGAAGCAUGUCUCCAGAUGAAGCACACGUCUUUCUUGACUCUGUCUGGGCAGUCAAAGACUUCGACAAGAGAUGGUGGAUGGCGAAGUGGACGGAUACCAAUAUUCAAACACCAACCGGAACGCGAAACUUCGUCUGCGCCAUCAACGCCAUACUCCAGUCCAUGCGUGACCAAUAUCCAGACUCACCAUACGGAGAGAUAGAGGCACAUGAACUCCUGGCUCUGUUUGAUCGUCUCGUUGGCCGAAUGGUCUGCAAUGAUGAAGAUGACCAAGAGCUUGCCACGGUUGUGGAUAGGUGGACUGGCGGCGAAUAUCAGAUUAUCGUCGUUCCUGAUGCUCUUAACCAUAAUAUCGCUCAUAGGGGUGGGUUUUUGAGCCAGUACCCGCAGCAGCACUUGUUUGGACGCAAUUUGUAUGUUCAUCACCAAGUAGUUAAGAAUGGAAAAGGAGGUGGGCAUUGGGAGAGCAUGUUCAGGAGGGAAACCCAUAGGGGCGGUUGAUGACAACAAUGUUUAAUAAGUUUGAUGGCGGUUUACUAAGUGGUAAUCCUGCUUCUUAUCAUUUGCACUGAGGUGAACCCAGGGGGCACGAUGCUUUGGUUUAGACGCUUGAUAGGAGUGCAAUUUACAAUAUAAUUUGCUGUAAUAAGC
Molecule: messenger RNA, 2856 nt
Organism: Hyaloscypha bicolor E
Lineage: Eukaryota; Fungi; Ascomycota; Leotiomycetes; Helotiales; Hyaloscyphaceae
Exons: 2
Coding region: 1-2706 (901 amino acids)
Source: RefSeq, a predicted model, not a curated record